ACACACGCCCCCCUCCGGGUCCACGCCCUCUGCACACAGCUCGCUCAUCCCUGUCCUGUGCAGUGUUAGUGCUGCCCACAGUGUUACCAGCCAUCCCUGCAAGAGGAGGCAAAACCGAGGACUCCUGCCAGAUCUGGAGCUCAUCUGAAAUGUAUUAAACCCUGGAGAAAAAGGAUCCUCUGUACUCUAUCUGUGUUGAUGCUCCACAGAGGGCUCCUAUUUGCUGCCAGAGGUACACCCAUACAUGUAGCAGCGGCUCCUCCAACAGAAGCUUUUGUGUCCUUCAGUCAAAAUAUUUUCCAGACUCCAGAGGGCAAGAGGGGAAGAUCAAGGUGCUUAAGAAGACUCCAUAAUAACUUGGAGCUAAAGGUUGUAAGCUUAGAGAGUACUUUCAAGGAGACACUCCUGGCUUCAAACAAAGACUCGGCCCCUAUCAUUCCCUCCGGUGUGUGCAGAAGAGGUUUCAAGGACGAGUGAGCAGCCUUCGUAUAAAUACAGGAAACACCUGAAGUUUUUCCCUGAUUCUGAGACAGGAAAUACAGCUUAAAAAAAACAGAAACAACUGACAGUAAUUCUGUAAGAAGUCUGCUAUUAUCUCAUUAGUCAAUCAUAAUGUCACGCUGGGGGAGAAAAAAUGUGAAGAAGGCGCCUGAGGUGGUCCGUACUGUGACAGAAGGGCUGAAGUCCCUGUACAAUAAGAAGCUGCUGCCUCUGGAGCAAUAUUAUGGUUUCCAUGACUUCCACUCUCCCAGUCUGGAGGAUGCAGAUUUUGACAACAAACCCAUGGUGCUGGUCGUGGGACAGUACUCCACUGGAAAGACCACAUUCAUCAAGUAUCUACUGGAGCAGGAUAUUCCUGGGAGCAGGGUGGGUCCUGAACCCACCACUGACUGCUUCACUGCCAUCAUGCAUGGGGAGGUGGAGGGAGUCAUCCCAGGAAAUGCCCUCAUUGUAGACCCCAAUAAGCCCUUCCGCAAACUCAACCCAUUUGGAAACACCUUCCUCAACAGAUUCCAGUGUGCCCAGAUGCCCAAUCAGGUUCUGGAGAGUAUUAGCAUUAUUGACACACCGGGUAUCCUAUCCGGGGCCAAGCAGAGAGUGAGCCGAGGUGAGCGUGGUAACAAAGGUUACGACUUCCCAGCUGUGCUGCGCUGGUUUGCAGAACGUGUGGACCGCAUCAUCCUUCUGUUUGAUGCUCAUAAACUGGAGAUAUCAGAUGAGUUCUCUGAGGCCAUCGGUGCCCUGAAAGGCAAUGAGGACAAGCUGCGAGUGGUGCUCAACAAGGCCGACAUGGUGGGCACACAGCAGCUGAUGAGAGUGUACGGGGCACUGAUGUGGUCCUUGGGGAAGGUGUUUGGCACCCCGGAGGUUCUGCGUGUCUACAUUGGCUCCUUCUGGUCAGAGCCACUGAUGGUUAACGAUAACCGCAAGUUGUUUGAGCUGGAGGAGGAAGAUCUGUUUGCUGACAUACAAAACCUUCCUCGCAACGCAGCUUUACGCAAGCUCAACGACCUGGUCAAGAGGGCACGCCUGGUCAGGGUUCAUGCCCACAUUAUAAGCUACCUAAAACAGGAAAUGCCCUCUGUCUUCAGGAAAGACAAUAAAAAGAAGAAUCUGAUCUAUCAACUGCCAGUUAUUUUCUCCAAGAUCCAGCUGCAGCACAACAUUUCUCCUGGAGACUUUCCAGACUGUGCUAAAAUGCAGGAACAACUGAUGGCUCACGAUUUCACCAAGUUCAAAACUUUGAAGCCAAAUCUGAUGGCAGCCUUGGAUGAACUGCUCUCCUCUGACAUCGCCAAACUGAUGCCCCUCCUGCGGCAAGAGGAGCUGGAAGCAGGCGAUCAACCAGGUGUGCAGGGUGGUGCUUUCAUGGGGACCCGAGCUGGACCCUUCAUAGAGGGCGAUCCCUUUGCUGAGGAGAACGGAGAGGGGUGUCAGGAGGAGGAGGACUGGGUGGUGAAUAAAGACAAACCAAAAUAUGACGAAAUCUUCUACAAUCUUGCCCCCAAUGAGGGGAAGCUGAGCGGCAACAAAGCUAAGGACUGGAUGGUGAGCUCACGUCUGCCCAACUCUGUGCUGGGUCGCAUCUGGAAGCUGUCAGAUGUUGAUCGCGAUGGCAUGCUGGAUGAUGAAGAGUUUGCCCUAGCCAGUCAUCUCAUUGAGGUCAAGCUGGAGGGUCACGGCUUGCCACCAGAGCUCCCAACACGUCUGAUCCCACCCUCUAAACGCAGGCAGAAGGGUUCUGAUGCAUAGACAUGCCAAAAAGUCCGCUAGCUGACACACUUAUGCUACUGUUUGUAUUUGCUCUUAUCCCCUCGCUCCCCCAACCCACAUGAAAAUAUUGUAUGUACAGCUUUUUCUCUGAGACUGAUUGUACCCUUGCACGAUUAUACUGUGUUUUAGUGUGGUGAAACUAUAACAAGGGCUUCCUGCAUUAUGAAGUCACAGAGCUUCUCUUUGGCUCCUCAAAUCUGCUUUUUUACAAACUUUUAAAAAUAUAUGUGCUUGUGCUAGAUUAGCAAAAGUAAAUAAAGGCUGACACCCUCUAAGUGAGCAGUACUCAGCUGUAUUUCAGAGCAUACAGACUAAACUUCUCUCUGUUGAUGGUUUAAUAUACCAUCAGUGAUUUAACUAGGAAUGGCUUAAUAAUCUUGGAGUUCAUUUUCUUAUUGCCUUUUUAGAUUUGCUCAGCUGAAAUUAUGUUUAUAGAUUUUUUUUUAUUCAAAUUAGCAGCAUAAAUUUACUAACCUGAACAUAUGUCACUUUGGUGUUUUUCAUGCCACAGUUUUGUGCAAGCUUCACAUACUAUUUUUAGAAUUGUAUGUUUGUUUGUUUGUUUGUUUUUUGUUUGUAUGUGCAGGAGUGAGACCUCACUUGCGUAAAAGAACAUUACAUGCUGAGAUUUAUGUUCCACCUAGACUGAAAGACUGCCUUUUUACUGACUACUGUACACAGCUCCACAAACUGUUUGUAUGUUAACUAUUAUUGAAAACAAAUAAAACUCUCUGACUGUGA
Molecule: messenger RNA, 3015 nt
Organism: Melanotaenia boesemani (Boeseman's rainbowfish)
Lineage: Eukaryota; Metazoa; Chordata; Actinopteri; Atheriniformes; Melanotaeniidae
Gene: ehd2b
Product: EH-domain containing 2b
Exons: 8
Coding region: 613-2253 (546 amino acids)
Biological process (GO): endosomal transport; endocytosis
Cellular component (GO): cytoplasm; plasma membrane
Molecular function (GO): protein binding; GTP binding; calcium ion binding
Source: RefSeq, a predicted model, not a curated record